AUGGUGAUACAUUCUAAAGUGUCAGAGCUUACCUGGAAUAUUCGUAGUUGUUAUCGAGAUAUGAUCGUGAUGUCGCUCAACAACCAUCGAGACAAGAAGUCGCAUUUGAACGUUGAGAGCAAGAACUACGUCGCAUUUGAAUAUCGGAUCGGCCGUCGAAAUAAAUCGUCGAAAUACAAACGUCGUCGAUUCCACACAAACCGCUCCAGCGCAGCAUCAAGACCAGCACCAACAAAAACCCCGAGUUCUUGA
Gongylonema pulchrum is the source of this 252-nucleotide messenger RNA. The record is from the annotation of a GenBank genome assembly. NCBI's taxonomy places the organism in Eukaryota, Metazoa, Nematoda, Chromadorea, Rhabditida, Gongylonematidae.